This is a messenger RNA of Ananas comosus (pineapple), 981 nucleotides long. Its product is annotated as upstream activation factor subunit spp27-like. The transcript has 2 exons. The record is from RefSeq and is a predicted model, not a curated record. Gene Ontology annotation, cellular component: nucleus. Lineage: Eukaryota; Viridiplantae; Streptophyta; Magnoliopsida; Poales; Bromeliaceae. Bases 202 to 639 code for a protein of 145 amino acids.
CUCUCUGCGGCUUGCAAAUAGGCGGAGGAUAAGGUCGCGCAUAGCUCGUGACCUCGUCUCAAAUCACGAAGAGCACCAAAGCCCCGACUCGAUCACCGCCGUCCAUUUGAUGAGCUCCUUUAUCAGAAACCCUCGUUCCUUCCCUCGCAUUUGAAGCGCUUCUCCCCUCCUCCCUCUUCGAACUCGAUCGGAGCUCCACUCAUGGCGACUGUGACAUUCUCCGCCGCUUUCGUCUCCGGCGAUCCGCCGCGGCACGCGGCGGCGGCGGCGGCGGCGGCGCUCACGCGCCGGGCACCCGCGCUUUUGCCCGCCGCCGUGCGCGCGAAGGGCGGAGGAUCGUGGGCGGCGAGGGCGACCGCGGCGGAGGCCGCGCCGGAGGCGGGGAAGAGGAGGCCGAGGGGCAUCACGAAGCCGCGGCCUAUAUCACCGGAGCUCCAGGAGCUCGUGGGGGUGAAGGAGAUUCCGAGGACCCAGGCGUUGAAGCUGAUUUGGGCGUACAUCAAGGAGAACAAUCUCCAGGACCCAGAGAACAAAAGGAUAGUAGUCUGUGAUGAGAAGCUGAAGAAGAUAUUUGGAGGAAAGGAUCGCGUUGGGUUUCUUGAGAUCUCAGGGUUGCUUAAUCCUCACUUCAUGAAGUAACAAAAUGUAAGAUAAAUUCGUAUCGUAGUCCUUUUUUUUAUCUGCUUUUCGAGAGCAGUUCACUGGGCUACAUGAGCCAUGGCUAUAACUAAAGCAUUCAUGCUGCAUCAUCUAAUUUCUACUACUGAAGCCAUGGCAUUAUCUUCGUCAUUGCGCAAGAAUAGGUCGAUAUUUUGCUCUGCGUGUACUGCAUAACAGUAGAAAAUAGUCAAGUGUAAAAUAUGAGAAGAGAAAGGAAUUUAGAUGCAUCACCUAUUUUUGAGCAUAUAUAUGUCAAAUUACCAUCUUUGUAUCUCUGGGUUUUUUUUUUUGUGGCAAUUGUAAUGUUGUUAGUUCUGAUGA